AUGAAGCCUACCCUUUACACACUUCUCAGCCUGGCUGCUGUCAGCUCUGCUUCACCUGCAGAGAAACGGGCAAACUCUGCCUCUGCAUACAGCUCAAAUUCUGCGGGCAACUACAAGCUUUCUUCAGUCGCCGCGCCAGUCCAAGGCAGUGGGAGUCCGGGUUCCGAAUCUACCUGGAAGCUUAGCAUCGAUGACACAAGCUCCGGUUACAAACAGACCAUCGUUGGAUUUGGUGCUGCUGUGACAGAUGCGACCGUCACCUCCUUUAACUCGCUGUCCAGCUCGAGUCUCCAGACCCUGCUGAACCAGCUCAUGACCAGUUCAGGUGCUGAUUUCUCCUUGAUGCGCCACACCAUCGGAGCUUCAGAUCUGUCCGGUGACCCGGCGUACACCUACGACGACAAUGGAAAUACGGCAGACCCGUCGCUUUCAGGCUUCAAUCUUGGCGAUCGUGGUAAUGCGAUGGCCAGCAUGUUGGCCACGAUGAAGUCGCUACAAUCCAACCUCAAGAUCUUCGGUGCGCCCUGGAGUGCUCCCGGCUGGAUGAAGCUGAACGGGGUCAUCGAUGGAACUACAAACCAGAACAAUCUAAACGAUGGCUACCUAAGUGGUGGCACCGGAACCUCGGGAUACGCCAGUGCAUUUGCGCAGUACUUUGUCAAGUACAUCCAGGCCUACAAGAAUCUUGGCGCCACCAUCGAUGCAAUCACUAUUCAGAACGAGCCUUUGAAUAGCCAGUCCGGUUACCCCACGAUGUACGUCUACGCAGACGAGUCCGCACAGUUGAUUCAGAACUAUGUUGGUCCUGCCAUCUCAAACGCUGGGUUGAGCACGGACAUCUGGGCGUACGAUCACAACACCGAUAACUCCGACUACCCCCAGACCGUCAUCAACGGUGCUGGGCAAUAUGUCGAUACGGUCGCCUGGCAUUGCUACGCCGACCCCUUGAACUGGACAGUGCUCAGCGAGUUCCACGACAACAACCCAUCCGUGAAGCAAUACAUGACCGAGUGCUGGACGCCAGCCGGAACAUGGAACCAGGCAGCAGACUUCACCAUGGGGCCUUUGCAGAACUGGGCCGUUGGCGUAACGGCAUGGACUCUCGGUACUGACUCCAGCGAUGGCCCACACCUUUCCACUGGGGGAUGCGCUACCUGCCAGGGCUUGGUCACCAUCAACGAUGGCUCUGUUAUCUACCAGCCGGCUUACUACAUGAUGGCUCAGUUUAGCAAGUUCAUGCCCCCUGGAGCUAUCGUGCUGAGCGGCACUGGUAGCUACACUUACUCCAGUGGUGGAGUGCAAUCUGUGGCCUCUUUGAACCCGGAUGGAACUCGCACCGUCGUGAUUGAGAACACUUUCAGCAAUGAUAUCUACGUGACUCUUUCUACCCAGAGCGGACAGGAGUGGAGUGGUAAUGUCCCUAGUGAGUCAGUCACCACUUGGGUGCUUCCGGCAUCCAGCUAG
Molecule: messenger RNA, 1464 nt
Organism: Penicillium cinerascens
Lineage: Eukaryota; Fungi; Ascomycota; Eurotiomycetes; Eurotiales; Aspergillaceae
Product: glycoside hydrolase family 30 protein
Exons: 2
Coding region: 1-1464 (487 amino acids)
Biological process (GO): glucosylceramide catabolic process
Molecular function (GO): glucosylceramidase activity
Source: RefSeq, a predicted model, not a curated record